AUCAGUUCGCUGCGAGCCGAGCUCCGAGAGAGUUGCCUCCACCGAUCCGCGGUUCGCGUCGAUCGUUUUUUUUCUGGCGGCGCCUCAACACAUAAUUCCCAGCAGAAAAUAACAAAAAAAAUAAUAGUAGAGAACAGUCAACGCUGAUGGAAAUCUAAUUGAAAUGUUUACGGCUUAACGGGCAACAAAAGUAUUUAUACCUGUGCAAAGGCGAAUAUAUUUUAAUGGCCUCCAGGAAGUGCAUGCAAAUGUGGUUAUUUGUUGACUCGCGAAAUACCCAAUAGAUACCAACAAAAAUAUAAGGAAAAAAAGUGGCAAAAAAUACAAGUGGCGUGUGCAGAGUGUAGUGCUGUUGUGUGUCUAUAUGGUCUAUAUGAAAUAUGCAGACAUCGGUGUAGCCAGCAGAUCAACAUUGUAAUAUCAUGGAGCUGAGCAACUUUUCGAGCGGCAAGAAGAUGUCACGCGAGGAGCGACGCUACUCGGUGCCCCAUGGCCCCAAUACUCCGCUGCCACCGGCGGCCUCCGAAGAUCUGCACGCCUGGUCCAUCUACAGGCAAAACCUGAACUCCGACUUCACCGAUUCGGCUCUGGGCUCGUCGGACAAAUCACCGCUGCCAUAUGGAAACUUCCAGCUACGCGAUACCACAGUUCAAUCAAUCUUAAAUCAUCCGCGCUACGGACCCAAAUCCCCCUUGGGCUCAAAUAUGUACACAUACUUGAAGUUUGGACUGCCUCGCGUCUUUCCGCCGAACGCCGGAUCGCAGCGCUCGCAUCGUCCAGGACCGGGUCCGGGAUCGGGUCCUGGUCACGGCGGUUCCAGUGCCCUGGGUGGAGUGCGUGGGCGGGUGAACCGCGCCUUCCGUGACAGCUCGGGGGCACCGGCGGGCGCCGGUAGCAGUGGCUACGACAGCAGCGACAACGAGACGACCCGCAGCAGGGUGCCGCCCAAUCUCCGGAAGUACCGCAGCGAGUCCGACUUCCGUGCCAUCGGCGGCAUGCCACACUCGCGUCCGGAAUCGCGGGCACAGAUGGGAGGAGGGGGUGUUCCGGCGGCUGCACUGCGUCAGGCCAACAGCAGGGCGAGCAUCGCGGUGGGCCAGCACCACCACCAGAUGCAGCAGCACCAGCAGCAAUACAUGGGCAAUGGAAAGCACUACGGCCACAGGUCGCACAGCGAGGCGGAUCUCCUGGGAGCCGUAAGCCAAGUGGAUGGCGGUGGGGGAAUGGGCUAUGACUACAACGAAGCCCGGCUGUACGGCAGCUCCAGGCAGUACGGAAACGGAAAUGGUCACAAUCCAGGCAGUCGGAAGCAGUCGGGCAUGGGCCUCAUCUACCCGAACAUCCAGGUGCACUGCCUCGACGUAAAUCCCUGCCUGCGCGGUGUGUCCAUGCAGGCCAAGGCCGGAGAUCUGUUCGCCAUCAUGGCCACCUCGCAGCGGGAGGGAAGUGCCCUAUCCGAGUGCUUGGCGGGAUUGAGUGAGCGACUGGGAGGGGAGAUCCUCAUCAAUGGACAGCAGGUGAGUCGCCGCGGUCUGCGGGAGCUCUGCAGCUAUGUUCCGGCUCUGGAGGUCUCCUUGGAUCCCCGGAUGAGUGUCCAGUGUACCCUGAACUUCCACGCUGCUUUGAGAGGUCCUCUGGAUCGCAGCGAUCUGGAGGAGCGCAUGGAUGUGCUAAUCGAGGAUCUGGGGCUGAACACAGUGCGUGCCUCCAAUGUGUCCACUCUAACCCACUCGGAGAAGCAGCGCUUGAGUGUGGCCUGCCAGCUGCUGGCGCAAUCUUCGCUUCUAAUCCUGGACCAGGUGACCAGCAAUAUGGACAUCUUUGACACCUUCUUCCUCGUGGAGUACCUGCGUCAAUGGUGCAGUGGGGGUCGCAUCGUAAUCAUGACGCUGCAGCCGCCCACCUUCGAAAUCCUCUCCAUGUGCUCCGGAGUGCUGCUGCUCUCCGGCGGAAGGACCGUCUUCUCCGGCAGUCGAGCGGAUCUACCACGACACAUGGGUCAACUGGGCUAUCCAUGCCCGCCAUUCAAGAACCCAGCAGAUUACUACUUGGAUUUGGUCACGUUGGACGACCUUUCGGCCGCCGCCAUGCUGGUCUCGGCCCGCAUUGAAUCCCUGGCCAACGCCUGGGACCAGAUAAAUUCGGAGCCCCCACUUGCUGCACCGCCCGCCUCCCUGCCCAACUUCACCCUGAAGGCCGGCUUCUUUGGCCAGAUCAGUGCUUUGAUCAAGCGAUUCGCCGGCUACAAGCAGCGAUCACUGCUCACCUGGAUCAGCAAGCUCAUCGCAGCCGCCGUCCUGUCGCUCUGCAUCGGCUGCAUCUUCUGGGAUGUGCCCGCCUCCGAUCCGCAGCUGAGCUAUCACGAUCGGCUGGGCUACCAUCAUUGCGUCAUGGUGCUGGUCUACUGGCCACUGGUCAUGCUGACCAUCAGGGACACGCAAGAGGAUCGUCGUCAUGCGGAGCGGGACAUCCGCCUGGGACUCUAUACGCGCAGUCUCUACAUCAUUGUGCAGUCUUCUGGGCCUAUUCCCAGCCUAUGUAUCUGGUUGGCUUAUUUGCUGCCAGCCCACAGCAUGGCGGGACUCUACACCUAUUCCAACAGCAGCGAUACGGGCAUUUACCUGUACAUGGGCUACAUGCUGCUCUACUUGACGCUCAUCCAGACACUGGCCCUGUUCUGCGCCCAUCCUCCCUGUAAGGUCUCGGCGAGCAUUGUCAACGGGCUGAUCAGCCUGGCAGCGGCGGCAGUGGGUGGUUACCUGGUGCAUCCCCAGAACUUGGCCCAGUUCUGGUCCUGGCUGCAGUUCGUCUCGCCGGAACGAUGGCUCCUGCCUGUCCUGGUGCAGGAUGAGUACAGUGCCGAGACGUUGACCAACUCCGCCGGACUGCAGUUGUGCCGGAACAAGCAGGUGCAGCACCAGGAGAUUAUUGUGCAACAGCCCUGCCCGCCGCCCAACGGCACCCAAGUGCUAGUCGACUUCGAGCUGUUGCCCCAGCAGCACGUGCUGGAUCCCUCGCCCAGCUAUGACCAGACCACCUCGUUGGCCCUGGUCCUGGGCUCGGUGCUCGUCUUCUUCGUCACCUUCAUCGUCUUUCUGUGCAAUUGUCGCGGUGCCUGUCGGAGGCAGCGAAGCCGAUAGGCCCAUACCGUGACUUGGAGCUGGCCAGGAUCUGGCUCCCGAGAACUGUACAUUCCAUAGAAACUAAUUCUUGAAAUAAAUAGUGUUUAGUCGAGGCCGCGUUCGUUUAACUAACUAAA
Molecule: messenger RNA, 3259 nt
Organism: Drosophila suzukii
Lineage: Eukaryota; Metazoa; Arthropoda; Insecta; Diptera; Drosophilidae
Source: RefSeq, a predicted model, not a curated record